AUGUCUUGGAACCUUCAAAGCCUUCCUCUCAAACUCGAAGUACCUGUUCCUUCGGACAUUGCGAUCUCGAGAAGUCAAACUCCGAAAAAUAUCGAACAGAGGUGGGUAUUCUACAUGAAGAACUCGAUCCCUACGGAAGGAAAAAAGCCAAGGUAUCAGUUGGAUGUUCUGCGAAGAUUAAAACAUGUGAAGGACGGAAAAUACGUCGUAGUUGCUGGUAUCACACCCACACCGUUGGGCGAGGGAAAAUCAACUACGACGAUGGGAAUCGUGCAGGCCUUGACGGCCCAUCUUCACAAGAAUUCUUUCGCAUGUGUUCGACAACCGUCACAAGGUCCAACGUUUGGCAUCAAAGGAGGAGCAGCUGGAGGAGGAUACGCUCAG
Ostertagia ostertagi is the source of this 384-nucleotide messenger RNA. NCBI's taxonomy places the organism in Eukaryota, Metazoa, Nematoda, Chromadorea, Rhabditida, Trichostrongylidae. The record is from the annotation of a GenBank genome assembly.